CCUUCGCGCACCGCGAUGACGUCAUGCAGCCUACAAAUGCGCACUUUUAGGAUACAGGCACCGAAAUCAAACAGCCGUAGUUGAAAUACAAAGCAGCGAUGCAUUUUGGGUAUUUGAGGCUAGUCGUCACAUGUUGAAUGCAGCAUGGCAGCGAAACAGAAAAGAAAACUAGAAGAUCUCAAUUUGGAUGAGUUCCUGCAGUCAGGCUGGGACUCUGAGGAGGGUGAAGUGGACACUGAAGACGAGAUCCCCCAACAAAAUGGACCCAAGAAAAAGAACAACCAGAAAGAGCUCAAUAGGGGCGAAGCAAAGCAUGGCCGAGCGUCCCAGCACAAGGAGCAGCUGUCCAGAUUAAAGAGCAAAGAUCCUGAGUUCUUCAAGUUCCUGCAAGACAACGACCAGACUCUUCUAAAUUUUGAUGACACUGAUAGCUCUGAGGAUGAGGAACAGUACCAUAGUCUACCAUCCAUGCUGGAGGAGGCCGAUGAUGAAGACGAUGAGGGGGAUCAACAAAGUUCUAAGAAAUUAAAGAAAACAGAUGAGGCCAUUAAAGUCACAGAAAAAAUGAUUGAAGCCUGGGAAGCUUCUUUAAAGAAGGAACCUUCGCCUCGUCUCUUCAGAGACAUCACUCAGGCUUUCAAGGCGGCUGUUGCUACAACGAAGGGAGAAGGGGUUACCCAGUGUCGAUACAAGGUGGCUGACAGUUCAGUGUUUAAUUCCUUAGUCCUCUUCUGCAUCCGAGACAUCUACAGUGCCUUGCAGCGGAUGCUCGCCUUGAAGACUGACAAAGACCAGAAGAAGCUGGUGCUCCCGUCAUCUAGUAAGAAAUGGCAGAAGAAUCAAAUCGACAUCAAGAUGUAUCUCGGCGGUGUAGUUCAGUUGUUAUCCUGUCUGACAGAGGCUACAGUCAUCAGCGCUGUCCUGCGCCACGCCAACCAGCUUGUAGCGUAUUACCUUUGUCUUCCUAAACAGUGUCGGCACCUGAUUAAGCAAUUGAUGAAGCAGUGGAGUACUGGGGAUGAGACAUGUCGGGUUCUUGCCUUCCUGGCCCUUAACAAAAUCUGCAGACACAAGCAGGAAGUGUAUCUCGUCCCCAUUGUGAAGCAAAUGUACAUUUCCUAUGUACAAAACUGCAAGUUCACAUCUCCCAAUGUGCUGCCAACGAUCAACUUCAUGCAGCGCACGCUAACAGAGAUGUACUCCCUGGACACGCAGGCCACUUACCAGCAUGCCUUCAUUUACAUCCGACAGCUGGCCAUCCAUCUCAGGAAUGCUAUGACCAUGAAGAAAAAGGAAACGUACCAGUCGGUGUAUAACUGGCAGUACAUCCACUGUCUGUAUUUGUGGUGUCGGGUACUUAGCACCCUGCACUUUAGUGACGUUCUCCAGCCGCUCAUCUAUCCUCUGUGCCAAGUCAUCAUUGGUACCAUCAAGCUGGUGCCCACAUCAAGGUACUAUCCUCUGAGGAUGCACUGUUGCAGAGCCCUCACCCAGCUCUCUAGCAGCACCAACACAUUUGUCCCAGUUCUCCCUUUUCUCUUAGAGAUCUUCCAGCAAGUGGACUUCAACAAGAAACCAGGACGGAUGAGCAAGAAGCCCAUCAACUUUGCAGUCAUCUUGAAGCUGAACAACAUCAACCUCAUCGAGAAAGCAUACAAGGAUGGCUUGAUUGACCAACUCUAUGACUUGAUGCUGGAAUAUUUCCACACUCAGUCCAACUCCAUCGGUUUCCCAGAGCUUGCCCUGCCCACUAUCCUUCAGCUGAAAACGUUCCUGAAAGAAUGCAAAGUGGCCAAUUACUGCAAGCCUGUGCGACAACUCCUUGAAAAGCUGCAGGAGAACAGCAACUACAUCACAGGGCGGCGACAGAGCGCUACCUUUGGAGUGGCCGAUAAUGCCGCUGUGGUAGCCUGGGAGAAAGAGAUGCUUCAGGAGGGGACUCCUCUCAGCAAGUACUACACCCAGUGGAAGAAAUUGAGGGAGAAGGAGAUUCAGUUGGAGAUCUCUGGCAAGGAAAGGAUGGAAGAUCUGAACUUCCCAGAGAUCAAGCGUAGGAAGAUUCAGGAGAAGAAAGCAGAAGACAAGAAAGAGUUUCUGACUUUGUUUGAGUCUGAUUCAGAGGAUGAUGAUGAUGACACUGGACUCAAAAUCAAACAUAAGGGUAGCCUGGGCUCUGAUGAUGAUGAUGAUGAUGAUGAUCUUGGAGACCUGUCUGACAUGAGUGAUGAUGGAGACUCAGCUGAUGAGGAGGCGGCGGGAGACGACCAGGCCUCCAAGGCUCCUCAGCCGCUGUCAUCCUCCGCUCUGAUCAAGCUUGCGGAAGGGGGCGAGGAUUUGGUGGAGGACUUGGAGCUGUCCGAUGACGACUGAGACUCUUGAUUAUUCUUAUUUUUUUCCAGACUAAAAUGCAAUAAGCACGUUUUAUCUGGCCGCGUCUGUGCGCUCCAAUUGUCCUUGGUGUCUGUAUUCUCCUGUGGUUUGAUAAAGCAUCAGAGGCCAUCAACAA
Doryrhamphus excisus (bluestripe pipefish) is the source of this 2506-nucleotide messenger RNA. It is a transcript of the gene noc2l, whose product is annotated as NOC2-like nucleolar associated transcriptional repressor. Lineage: Eukaryota; Metazoa; Chordata; Actinopteri; Syngnathiformes; Syngnathidae. The record is from RefSeq and is a predicted model, not a curated record. Gene Ontology annotation, cellular component: Noc1p-Noc2p complex; nucleolus; Noc2p-Noc3p complex. Gene Ontology annotation, molecular function: histone binding; transcription corepressor activity. Gene Ontology annotation, biological process: ribosomal large subunit biogenesis; negative regulation of transcription by RNA polymerase II.